Amborella trichopoda is the source of this 1579-nucleotide messenger RNA. RefSeq names its product lipase 1. NCBI's taxonomy places the organism in Eukaryota, Viridiplantae, Streptophyta, Magnoliopsida, Amborellales, Amborellaceae. The record is from RefSeq and is a predicted model, not a curated record. Gene Ontology annotation, molecular function: hydrolase activity, acting on ester bonds. Gene Ontology annotation, biological process: lipid metabolic process.
GAUCAGGAAAGAGAUGCAGACCACGGUCAAAGACACCAGUUUCUUAAGCAGUCCUCGACAUCAGUGACUGCUAGACUAAACUAGUAAACAAAACCAGCAAAAUGGAACCUCGAACCUCCUACAACACGUGCUGUCGCCCAUCUGACAUUUUUGAUGCCGCCGUUCAAAAAGCAAGCAACAGAUAUUUUAACGACAACUGAAUAAACCACCCAUCGUCCACUUCUUAUCUUUCAAUCACUCUGGGGAGGAGAAUUUGAACAGAAAUGUCCCUCUGCGUUUGCCUCCUCCCUGCAUUUUUUGUUCUCUUAUUUGGGCUCUGCCACUCGAUCGUAAUCGAGACUCUAAUCUCUGAGUAUCCUGCAAAUGGCCUCUGCCAUCAGUUAAUUAUUCCCCUAGGUUAUCCAUGCUCGGAGUACACGGUUGAAACAAAGGAUGGUUAUCUGUUAGCUGUGCAACGUAUUUCUCACGGCCAAAAUACAAGAGAUGCCCUUUCAGGCCCUCCAGUUUUCCUGCAGCAUGGACUCUUUCAGGGUGGAGACACUUGGUUUGAGAAUUCUGUCAAACAGUCGCUGGGUUUUAUACUUGCAGAUUCCGGUUUUGAUGUGUGGGUUGGGAAUGUACGUGGCACACGUUGGAGCCAUGGCCACAACUCUCUUUCUGAAAAUGACAAGGAAUUUUGGGACUGGAGUUGGGAGGAAUUGGCUUUGUAUGAUCUUGCUGAAAUGAUUAAUUUUAUACAUUCAGCGACAAAUUCAAAAAUAUUCUAUGUGGGGCAUUCACAGGGAACCAUUAUGGCUCUGGCUGCAUUUACUCGGUCAGAAGUAGUCGAAAUGGUUGCAGGAGCUGCUCUUCUAUGCCCCAUAUCUUAUUUGGAUCAUGUCAGUUCCCAAUUUGUUCUGAGAGCAGUUAGCCUGCAUCUUGAUCAGAUGCUAACCACCAUGGGCAUCCAUCAGCUUAAUUUUCGGAGUAAUACGGGAGUGCAAAUACUUGAGUCCAUAUGUGACAGGAAUGCUGAAUGCAGUGACAUCCUGUCAUCCAUAACAGGGAAAAAUUGUUGCUUUAAUAAUUCUCGUGUGGAUUUCUAUCUUGAAUAUGAGCCUCACCCAUCAUCGACCAAAAACUUGAGACAUCUUUUCCAAAUGAUUCGAAAAGGAAAUUUCGCAAGGUAUGAUUAUGGGAUUUUGGGGAACCUGAUACGAUAUGGUACACUGCACCCCAAGGCAUUUAACCUUGCGGGCAUCCCACGAUCUCUGCCCAUAUGGAUUGGUUAUGGAGGUCAGGAUGCCUUGGCAGAUUUGACAGAUGUUAAGCGAAUGCUCAAGGAGUUGCCUUUGGAACCAGAAUUGCUUUAUCUUGAAACUUAUGGUCAUAUUGACUUCAUCUUGAGUGUAAAGGCAAACGAAGAUGUAUAUGGUCAUGUGAUAGAGUUUUUCAGGUCAAUUGGUAGAAGGUCUAGUUAUUGAAUUGCGAUGAUGUUUGUGAGCAUCUUUCCCUUGUAUAUGACUGCUGUAUAGCUUGUAUACUUUGAUUUGUACUUCAGGAUAACUAAUUAUAUAGUCACUAAGAAGUUCUUACCUUC